This is a messenger RNA of Cicer arietinum (chickpea), 1545 nucleotides long. RefSeq lists its product as uncharacterized. NCBI's taxonomy places the organism in Eukaryota, Viridiplantae, Streptophyta, Magnoliopsida, Fabales, Fabaceae. The record is from RefSeq and is a predicted model, not a curated record.
AAAAUAAAAUAAAAUAUAAAUAGCACCCUAGCUAGUAUUAUAGAGCAUAUAAGUUUGGUUGGAUUGGAAUAUUGGAUUGGAUUAGUCCAUAUAAUUGGCUUAUAAAUUGUUGAUCGCGGAAGGAAAUCGCGGUAGUUAGCGGGGAAUCUGUAAUAAUCAAAUGGAAGAAGAUGAAUAUCCAUAUCCAUAUCCAUGGAAUCAACACUUUUUUGACAACAAAAAUAUUAACAUCCCAAACGCUCAACUUAUACAGGUGUUAGAAGCUCUCAAACAAGCUUCUCAAAACAUACAAACCAAUCCAGAUUCACCAUCCAUAAAACCACUUUUCCAACUCCACACUAUUCUUUCCACCGAUUCAAAUCUCUCCCAACACCUCAACAAACUCAAAACCGUUAUCGACUCGCUCCACAACUCUAAACCGACUCUCCGUUCCUUCCUAACUCGUCCUCUCUCAACUCACUCCAUCUCCAAACUCGCAUCCUCCAUUCAAUCCGAACUUCAAUCAUGGAUCGACCGCGAAACAAUUCAAACCCUAUCAAACACUCUCUCCAAUAAUUAUAACCACCAGCACGAGUUCAUUUCUCUUCUCACUCGUUUUACUCACCGAGUUUCGCAGGGUUUUAACCGCGAGUUACAGCAACUUGUUCUUAAAUUCAAACUCUUCUCUUCACUCGAAUCGAUUCUAUUCGACGCGAAAUGUUCUCACCUUGUUCGCGAACACGCGGGUUUCGCGAUUGCCGCGUUGAUUCGUUUCAACAAGGACGUCUUUGUCGGUGAGGUUUUGAUGAGUCCCACAGUUCAAGCUUUGGUUUCCAUGGCUUCUGUUGGUUCAAUUGAGGUUCUAUGUUCUCUGAUUAGGUCAAUUAGGUCACCGAUCGUAGAUGAAAUUGAAUCAAACGGUGAAAUACCGAAUAUCAUAGUAUUGUUGACUUCAAAGGAUGUGAAAUUGAGUGUAUUGGCGAUGGAGUGUGUUCUUGAAAUUGGGUAUUUUGGAAGGAAGGAAGCGGUUGAGGGUAUGUUGAAAGAGGGUGUAGUGGAGAAGCUUGUUGAGUUGCAGAGAUUGGAAGUGAGUGAGUUGAAGAAAGAAGAAGAACAAGAAAAGUGUGUUAAUGGAGGAAAGAUGAGUCCUUUUGGGAACUGUGUGGCGAAAUUUGCAGUGCAGUUGGAGGUUGGGGAAGGGUUGAGACAGAGAGAGAAAAGGGCUUUUAAGGCUGAAAUAUUGGUUAGAGUUAGAGAAGCUUGUGUUUCUGAUGCUGAAUCUGCUACUAUUGUUGCUGAGGUUUUGUGGGGUACUUCUCCAUAGCUAUAGUAUCUUGUUGGUUAAGUUGUGGUGUGAAUCAAUUAGAUCGUAGCUAUCUAGGAAUAGGGGAUUAAUGAAUUCAUUUGUACUAUGAUGUAAUAAAUGUAAUUAAUACUAGUACUUCCUAGUACUUAACUACUUCAAUUACAUGCAUUUUUGCAGUGUUGUUCAUUUAGGUAUCUUGGAUAAAUUAAUUGUAGGACGUGUUAUUUUGUCAUGUCGAUGAAUACUUGAAAUUCUAUAGA